AUGCCGUACCCGCUCAACCUCCUGUCAAGGCGUCCGGAGGGGAGGGGUCCCACCCCCGAGGAGCGGGAUUUGGGGUGGGGGUCUCCCGUCCAUCCCCGGAGACCGACCCCUCGAGGCCCAACCUCCUGCUCCCGCUCCCGCUCCUGGUCCGGGCCUCCGCUCGAGGCCUGCGCCUGCCAGUCCUGGAUGGAGCCGGUGGCCCGAGGAGGGUCCCCGGGGGGGUCCGGGGAGGGGUCCCCCUGCCCCGUGUGCGGCCGCCGCUUCCGCUUGGCCUACUCCCUGGCCCGCCACCGGCUGAGCCACGGCGGCCCAAGGCCCUUCGCCUGCCCGCUGUGCCCCAAGGCCUUCGGGCGGGCCGCCCACCUGGCCCGACACCAACGAGCCCACGGCCCGCAGCCCCCGCUCCGCUGCUCCGCCUGCCCGCGACGCUUCCCGGACCCCGCACGCCUCCGCCGACACCUGCUCCGGGCCCACGGGGACCCCCGACCCCCGCCCGAGGAGGAGGAGGAGGAGGAGGAGGAGGAGGAGGAGGACCACCACCACCAGCCGGAGGAAGAGGCCGACGCCGCUCGAGGGGCCCCCCAGGUAGCCGACCUGCCACCCGGGCCGGAUCCCGAGGAGAAACAGGUGCUGCUGCAGGAGGACUGGACCCUCCUCUGCCUGCGCUGCCGAGAGGCCUUCCCCACCAAGGGCGAGCUGAAAGCCCACCCCUGCCUGAGGACGGCCAACGCCCCCGCGCCCGCCCCCCGACGCCACCAGUGCCCCGUCUGCCACAAGGCCUUCGCCCGGCCCUGGUCCCUGGCCCGCCACCGGCUGGUCCACUCCCCCGACCGGCCCUUCUCCUGCCCGGACUGCGGCCUGGCCUUCCGGCUGGCCUCCUACCUCCGCCAGCACCGCCGCGUGCACGGGCCCCACCUCCCCUCGGGGGGCGAGGGCCCGGCCGGCGACGGGUGGGCCGCGGCCCAGGAGCCCGGGCCGGCGGGCGACGGGCAGCGGCGCGCCCACGCGUGCGGCGUCUGCGGCCGGGCCUUCAAGAGCCGCUACGACCUGGCGGCCCACGCGCGCAUCCACACGGGCGAGCUGCCCUUCCCGUGCCCCGAGUGCGGGAAGCGGUUCCGCCGGCGCUCGCACCUGCGGCAGCACGGGGUCACCCACACCCGCGCCCGCCCCUUCCAGUGCGUGCUCUGCCAGCGCGAGUUCAAGCGCCUCGCCGACCUGGCCCGGCACCGCCAGGUGCACGCGGGGGACCGCCCGCACCGCUGCCCGCUCUGCGCCCGACGCUUCUCCCGCGCCUACAGCCUCCUCCGGCACCAGCGCUGCCACCGAGGGGGGACCCCCGGACCCCCGGGACCCUCCCCGGCGCCCUCCCCGGCCUCCCCCGGCGGGGAGGACGCGCCGCCCCGCCCCGCCCCUGCCCCUGCCUUCCUCAGCGCCUCCUGCUUCGACAGCCAGGACCACUCGGCCUUCAUGCUGGACCUGGAGGAGGAGGAGGAGGAAGGAGAUCUGGAGAACCAGAGUGCAAGACCCUCCUGAUCGAUGCCCUCCUCUCCCAUCCCGGCCCCAUCCCUUCCCCUCCCCGCCCUCCUCGACUCCGGGGUACCCUUGGGACCUCCGGCCCCGAGCCGGGAUGAGGGAAAGGGGACACAGAGGACUUCUGGAGGCCGCGGCCUGCUCCGUCCGGCCGCCGCCAACUCCGUCCCUCCCCUCGUGGCUCACAGCCCCCUAACUCCGAAGAAGCAGCGUGGCUCAGCGGAAAGAGCUUCGGGGUCAGAGGCCGUGAGUUCCG
Molecule: messenger RNA, 1786 nt
Organism: Tachyglossus aculeatus (Australian echidna)
Lineage: Eukaryota; Metazoa; Chordata; Mammalia; Monotremata; Tachyglossidae
Gene: ZNF579
Product: zinc finger protein 579
Exons: 2
Coding region: 1-1533 (510 amino acids)
Source: RefSeq, a predicted model, not a curated record